CAAUGUUUUCUCGAUCUUCUUGCUGUUCUUGUCGAGUUAUUCUUAUCGUCUUUCUCCUCACGCGCCUCCCCCCUCUCGCUCUUACUCAACCGAUGGCUUCGAUCGCAAGGGCGGGGGUCUUUAUUUCCGCGCGGCCGCUGAGCUGCAGGCAUAGCAAGGUAGUUAAUGGAAUUUCAGGCUUGAAGUCAGUUUCAUUCUUCGGACAAAGCAAAAAUUUUCCAUCACUGCGGUCACAGUCAACUCCUCAGUUUCGUAUUUCAUGUGCGGCCAAAACAGAGACGCUGGAGAAGGUCUGUAAGAUAGUGAAGGAGCAGCUGGCUCUCCCAAAGGGUACCUCUGUUACUGGUGAAUCAACAUUUUCUGCACUCGGGGCUGAUUCUCUUGACACGGUUGAGAUUGUGAUGGGCCUUGAAGAAGCCUUUGGCAUCAACGUAGAGGAAGAAAAUGCUCAGAGCAUCACCACGGUGCAGGAUGCUGCUGAUUUGAUUGAAAAGCUUGUGGAGGCAAAAUCUAGCUAAAGAGCAGACGUCCUAGUUUUUUUUUUUGUGUGAGAACUUUUAGGCGUUUUAAUCCUAACUAUUGUCAUGUCUAAUUCUACUCUUUGUUUGAGUGCUUGCAUUAUUUGAAGCUCUUUAGAAUCCAUUAUGCACUGCCAUGUUUUUUAAGACAGCCAGUUGGCUUCUUUAUGUCUCA
Messenger RNA from Dendrobium catenatum, 693 nucleotides. Its product is annotated as acyl carrier protein 1, chloroplastic. Lineage: Eukaryota; Viridiplantae; Streptophyta; Magnoliopsida; Asparagales; Orchidaceae. Gene Ontology annotation, biological process: fatty acid biosynthetic process. The record is from RefSeq and is a predicted model, not a curated record. Gene Ontology annotation, molecular function: acyl carrier activity. The coding region runs from base 3 to 518 and encodes 171 amino acids. The transcript is spliced from 4 exons.